GACAAAAAAAUUUUUUUAAUUUUAUUUUAUUAAUCCCCGUAAUUCCCAAAAAAUAUUUUGGCCUUAAAAUGAAUGCUGGUGAGCUUCUAAAAUUAUUACCAAAUUUAAUUAAUUCCUCAGGAAAGCUAGUAGGUCAUCCGCCGCAGUUAAGCAGACCUUCCAGCCUUUUUUCUAUAUGUGAAGUUUUACCUCAUUUAUUUAUUGCCGGAUAUGCUUCAUUGGAAGAAUCUAAACUUCACCAAUUAGGAAUAACUCACUGUGUAGAUGCCACAAACAUACCAAAUACAAAACGCUUCCAAGGGAUUGACUACCUUUAUGUGCCAAUUGAUGAUUCGCUAAAUGUUGAUGUCACCAAAUAUUUUCAAGGGGUUGCCGAUUUUGUUAGAGGAGCUAAACAAAAAGGAGGAAAAACGGUUAUUUAUUGUGCUGCUGGUAUCAGUAGAGCUGCCACAUUAACAAUUAUGACUUUAGUAAUAAAUGAGGGAUUAACACUACGAGAAGCUUAUUAUACUGUUGUUAGUGCAAGACCUAUCAUCGCCCCAAAUUUAGCAUUUUGGAGGCAAAUGAUUGCCUGGGAGAACGAAAAGAAUGGCAAGACCACAGUUCAUUUACUUAAAGGGAUGCGAACCCCAGUACCAGAUGUUUACUUGAAAAAAUCGGAUUAUAUGCCUCCUCCAGAAAGUUGGGAAGCUCCUCCAAAAUAUACAUUGACACCAAAAAUGGGAAGAAAGUUUAAUACGUGA
Molecule: messenger RNA, 743 nt
Organism: Meloidogyne enterolobii
Lineage: Eukaryota; Metazoa; Nematoda; Chromadorea; Rhabditida; Meloidogynidae
Source: the annotation of a GenBank genome assembly